Molecule: messenger RNA, 1614 nt
Organism: Debaryomyces hansenii CBS767
Lineage: Eukaryota; Fungi; Ascomycota; Pichiomycetes; Serinales; Debaryomycetaceae
Product: sugar porter family MFS transporter
Exons: 1
Coding region: 1-1614 (537 amino acids)
Biological process (GO): carbohydrate transport; transmembrane transport
Cellular component (GO): membrane
Molecular function (GO): carbohydrate:proton symporter activity
Source: RefSeq, a predicted model, not a curated record
AUGCUAAUAAAAAUCUAUAAUCCGUUCAAGAAAGAAGAAGACAGACCAACUCCUCUGCUGGUUUAUAAUUGGAGAAUCUAUUUUGUAGGACUAAUUUCUUCGUUUGCAGCCCUAGAAAUCGGGUAUGAUUCUGGAUUUAUAGGAGGUACUCUUGCGCUUAACUCAUUUAGAAAAGAGUUUGGAUUUGAUAGAAUGUCAGAAAGCCAUAGUAGUUUUAUUAUAUCCAAUAUUGUAUCAUUGUUUCACGCUGGAUGCUUUUUUGGCUCAAUAUUGUCUUAUCCUAUUACAUUUUAUAAAGGAAGAAAAGUCGUACUAAUAUCAUCAGCACUUUUCAUGGCAUUGGGAGCAGUUUUAAUGUUAAUUUCUAAUAAAGAUAGAGGUUUAGGGCCGAUAUAUGCGGGAAGAAUUUUGGCUGGUAUAGGUGUAGGGCAAUCAACCUCAAUUGUUCCAACGUUUUUAUCAGAGAUCUCUCCGCCUCCAAUCAGAGGUAGAGUUAGUGCUAUGUAUGAAAUAGGCUGGAGAACUGGUGAUCUCAUAGGGUUUUGGGUUAGUUAUGCGGUUGAUGAAAAUAUGUCAACGGGAUAUGUGCAAUGGAUUCUUCCUUUUGCGAUACAGAUUAUACCUGCCGCUUUAUAUUUGGCAUUGGUUUGGUGGGUGAAAGAAUCUCCUCGAUGGCUCUUCUCCGUUGGAAAAGAUUCUGAAGCUAUAGAAAACUCAAAGUUUUAUAGAAAGCUAGAUGAUGGUAAUGACUACUUAUUGUCUGAAAUAUCAUCCAUCAAAGAGCUGGUAAAUGAAGCCAAGAAAAAAGUAGGUACAGGUAUUGCAGGGCCUUUUCUUAUUCUCUUGAGGGAACCAAAAUUACAAAAAAGAUUACUCGUGACGGCUUCUUUAUAUGUGUUUCAGAAUUUGCUAGGUGUUCAGUCUAUAAACUAUUAUUCACCAAUAAUAUUUGGAAAAAUUGGGGUUGAUGGAACCAAUGCGACCUUGUUUUCAACCGGUAUGUUUGGAGUUGUUAAGUAUAUUGCCACUAUAAUUUGGUUGAUGUUCAUAGUAGAACAGAUCGGUAGGAGGAAUACAUUACUAUACGUUUCACCAAUAUGUGCUGUUUGUUUCUUCUAUAUCGGAGCAUAUCUUAAGGUUGAAGGCGGAGCUGCAGCAGGUAGGGCGGCAUUAGGAUUAAUGUAUGUGUGGUGCUUCUUUUUUAUAAUUGGCUGGUCUGGGACGCCAUAUAUUGUAGGUGCUGAAGUAUUCGACAAUUCUUUAAGGGCAUCUUUUCAAGCAAUAAAUUCGAUGUUCUUAUGGCUAUCUGUGUUUUUCAUGACCAGGUUCACUACAGAUAUGAUUGAAGGUAUGGAUUACGGUAUAUUCUUUUUCUUUGCAUCAAUGGCGCUAAUAUCCAUACCAUGGGUUUAUUUCCUUCUUCCAGAAACAAAAGGAAUACCAUUAGAGAACAUGGAAGAGCUCUUUGACUACCCAGCCCCACGAGCACAUAUUCUUGUUUUCAACAGCUUAAAAUGUGGUCUGGAUAUACUUCAAGAUAAGGCGGAUGAAAGUUCUCUAACAUCGAAUGGGAAUCUAAAGCAGGAAACUAUACAUGUCGAAAAGGUAGUUUAG